This is a messenger RNA of Chionomys nivalis (European snow vole), 1851 nucleotides long. RefSeq names its product RAS like family 11 member B (gene Rasl11b). The transcript has 4 exons. Gene Ontology annotation, molecular function: GTP binding; GTPase activity. The record is from RefSeq and is a predicted model, not a curated record. Lineage: Eukaryota; Metazoa; Chordata; Mammalia; Rodentia; Cricetidae. Bases 189 to 932 code for a protein of 247 amino acids.
UCGGCGCCCGGCCGCCUGCCUCCCCAGCUGCGAGCCGGAACCGCUGAGACCGGUGUCCCGUCGUUCUCCCUGGUACUUUCUACCGUCCCCGGCCGCACGGCGUCGGACCUGCUUACCCUCUCCGCGCAGUGCGAGCCGCUCCUGUCCUCACUUCCCUUUCCGCGCGGGUCAGCCCGGCCGCAGCGGCGAUGCGCCUCAUCCAGAACAUGUGCACCAUCGCAGAGUACCCCGCCCCGGGCAGCGCCGCUGCCGACUACUGUCUGGGGGCUGCGGGCCGCCGACUGGUCAAGAUCGCCGUGGUGGGGGCCAGCGGCGUGGGCAAGACCGCUUUGGUGGUUCGGUUCCUCACCAAGCGAUUCAUCGGAGACUAUGAACGCAACGCAGGUAAUCUCUAUACCAGGCAGGUCCAGAUAGAAGGCGAAACCCUGGCCAUACAAGUCCAGGACACUCCAGGCGUCCAGGUGCAUGAGAAUGGCUUGAGCUGCAACGAGCAGCUUAAUCGCUGCAUCCGCUGGGCAGAUGCCGUGGUCAUUGUCUUCUCUAUCACCGACCACAAGAGCUAUGAACUCAUUGGCCAGCUCCACCAGCAUGUCCAGCAGCUUCACCCGGGCACUCGGCUGCCUGUGGUGGUUGUGGCCAACAAAGCUGACCUGUUACACAUCAAGCAGGUGGACCCUCAGCUUGGACUGCAACUGGCCAGCAUGCUGGGUUGCUCCUUCUAUGAAGUAUCUGUCAGUGAAAAUUACAACGACGUCUACAAUGCUUUCCACAUCCUCUGCAAAGAAGUGAGCCACAAACAGCAGCCCAACAGCAUGCCUGAGAAGCGCAGAACGUCCCUCAUUCCCAGACCCAAGUCACCCAACAUGCAGGACCUGAAAAGGAGGUUCAAGCAAGCUCUGUCUGCCAAAGUGAGAACUGUCACGUCUGUCUGAAGCGUGACUCCUUGAGGGUGUUUGGUCUUCUGGGCAGAGGGCCUGAGGUUCUUAGGCAGGACCACUGCAGGUGGAUGGCAGUUCAUUGUUCCGGAAAGGGCUGCAGCAGAGGGGCCUAAGGGGCCUGUGGAAUUCUGCAAAAACCAAGUGUUUGGAGCCCGAGGACAGAUGGACGGCUAUGUGACUUUUCUGCCUGGUCCUUUACCAUGAGGAUGGGGCAUGUUUCUGUUCCUCACUACCUUAUAAAAUGGUGGUUAGUUUUGCUAAAUACAUUGACGUGAAUAAGGGCGGACACGAAAGAACCUGAGAAGCAUUCACAAGCUUUCUCUCCCGUCUCUAUUUUUUUUUCUCUCCCAAGAGGAAAGGUUGCUUUUCUCAGUGUCUCCAACAUGCUAUCUUUAUGGGAUGCCUUUCUGACUUGAAGGAUACCCAGAUUUCUUUACAAACAAGGAGGGACCCUCCCCACCCCAUAAAGGUCAUAUUGUAGGGCAAAAUAUUCUGUGUACAGACUCCUGUGAGCUGUGGUCUACAGGAAGGUGCUAGAUCUCCUGGUGCAGGAUGGGUAUACAUACUGAGUAGCUGUGAAAAACUCAACCCCGGACUGCCCAACUGUGACAGUGUAUAGUUGUUUGUUUGCUUUUUUUGUUUGUUUUUUAACUGUGGCAUCAGGUACAGAAAAAAGUGUUAAUUGAUGGUGGCGUGGUUUGUGUGAAUGACUCAUGGCAAUGACGUUGGGUCGCUUCCUGGGCCUGGCUGAGUCGUGGCUAUUGGUGGCUGAGAUAUUGCAAUGCUGUCUUGUUGAGUGCCAGAUGCGGCCUCACUGCCAAACCCCCUACACCGAUGCACUUUAAGAGGCCAACUAUGCUUUGGCUCAAACUGUAAUUUAUUUUAUGUACAAUAAAUCUCUCAUUUGAUAAGA